AUGCCCACCACAACAUCAACUUCGCGAUCGAGCCGCCACUCGCGGAGUUCAACCUUUAGCGAUGUGAGCGCUGUAAAUGUUGCGGGGCCACCAGAUAUCGCCAACACCAACACCGCCGUCAAUGCCAACGCCAAAACAAAAGUAAAGGCCACCGUUUUAUACGAAGACGCCGACGCCGACGCCGAUGCCGACCAUCUCGAGCCACUUGUCGACCUUACCCAAGCCAUACCGUUACACUCGAAAAAGACCGACCGAAGGCAAAAGAGACGCGAGAAGGAAAAGGCGAAACGGGCCUCUACGGUGCCGCCCAGAGGCAUGCUCGACCUCCCCUACGAGCUCCUAUAUUCGAUCAUCACCCUCCUCGAACCCAGAGAGCUGUUUAUCCUCUGCCGUGUCAACAAGUCACUUCGAGACUUCAUCCUGUCCCAAGAACACCUCAUCACUCGCGAUAUCAUAGCUUGGCGCUAUUCCUCUCUCGCCAAGUGCUUCCGCCUUCCUGUCCUGGCCCAGGAUCUCGACGAAAACGCCCACCGUGCACUCAACGAAGCCUAUGGCGAUGCCCUCAGCCCUAGAAGAGUCAAUGCAAACUAUAAACACGUCCAAUCCCCUGACCCUAGCCUUGUUUGCUUCUGCUAUACCUGUCGUCUUCGAUGGAUCUUCCUCUGUAUCAUUGUCGAUUUCGCCCACUGGCAGGAUCACUUGGACAGCGGCGUGCAAAUUCCCACCAUCCCCCGUGGUGCCGACCCAGAUUGGAACAAGAAACUCGUCGCGGAGCACGCCCAAGUGGUUGUUAAGGCCCUUCACAGCCAGCUGUGGUAUGUGAGGUUACUGCAAGCGCAUUUGGCGUCCAUCACCCGGUCCAUUCGCCGAAACACUGCCAAUCAAGGCAACAGACGAUCCCGUUUCCGCAUGACGCCCUCCGAUGCCGCCAGCGGUACCGAUACAUUUCUCGACCGAAGUGGCCCUCCCACAGUCGACUUCCCCUACAACCGCGACAACUAUGACAUGCUCGAGGCAUUCAUGCCAUCGCGAAGUUGGAUCAAGGACGAGCAGAAGUGGGUGUAUGUGCCUGCGGAUCAGCACGAACGAGAACUUCGCCUGCUUGAGCGUCAAAGACUAGAAUCGCCGCCAUCGACUGCCGUGUCCCAAACGCCUGGUGCACCUGUCCGGAUAUCAAUGAUUUUCUGA
This is a messenger RNA of Sordaria macrospora k-hell, 1188 nucleotides long. RefSeq lists its product as uncharacterized. Gene Ontology annotation, molecular function: protein binding. NCBI's taxonomy places the organism in Eukaryota, Fungi, Ascomycota, Sordariomycetes, Sordariales, Sordariaceae. The record is from RefSeq and is a predicted model, not a curated record.